GGUUAAUCCGUUUGUUGCUCACUUCUAAUUAUUAACAGGAUACGAGAAAGCGGUUCAGAAAUCAGCUUAUCGGUCUGCAACCAUGUGAUUUGGUUACUUGGUAAAGCUAAGAAAUGGUGGGCCGCUCUCGAAAUAUACGAAGAUUUGCUCGAUAAAGGGCCGAAACCGAACAACAUGUCGUAUGAACUCAUCGUCUCUCAUUUCAAUUUCUUACUAACUGCCGCUAGAAAGAAGGGGAUUUGGAAAUGGGGAAUUCGAUUACUCGACAAAAUGCAAGAAAAAGGGUUAAAACCGGGAAGCAAAGAAUGGAAUUCGGUCCUGAUCGCAUGCUCGAAAGCUUCCGAGCCGUCAGCCGCGAUUCAAAUCUUCACUCGAAUGAUCGAAAACGGUGAAAAACCAACGAUCAUAUCAUACGGGGCGCUUUUAAGCGUUCUGGAGAAGGGGAAACUGUACGAUGAAGCACUUCGGGUUUGGAAGCAUAUGAUCAAAAUGGGCGUGGAACCGAAUUCGUACGCGUAUACGAUCAUGGCGUCGGUUUACGCAGCACAAGGGAAGUUUAACAUAGUCGAAUCGAUCAUCCGUGAAAUGGCAGUGUCAGGAGUUGAGCUAACCGUAGUCACUUUCAAUGCGAUCAUAACCGCAUGUGCUCGAAACAACGCAAGUGGUCCCGCUUAUGAAUGGUUUCAACGAAUGGAGGUUGAGAAGAUCGAGCCUAAUGAGGUUUCGUACGAGAUGUUGAUCGAAGCACUUGCGAACGAUGGGAAACCAAAGUUGGCUUAUGAUAUGUUUUUGAAGGCUCAGGGUAAGGGGCUGAGCUUGUCGGCGAAAGCUUAUGAUACUGUCGUCCAGGCGGCAGUCAACGGUGGUGCGACGGUUGAUUUGAGUUUGUUAGGCCCUCCGCCGCCAGCACCGGUAGCGGAGAGUACGAAGAGGGUAAGGACACUAUUUGAUAUAAAUCAAGAGGAUAUGGGCAUUGUAAAUGACUAGUGUAUCAAUUAAAUAAUUUAUGUUUGUUAUUUUU
Messenger RNA from Helianthus annuus (common sunflower), 1021 nucleotides. Its product is annotated as protein LOW PHOTOSYNTHETIC EFFICIENCY 1, chloroplastic-like. Gene Ontology annotation, molecular function: protein binding. Bases 175 to 987 code for a protein of 270 amino acids. Lineage: Eukaryota; Viridiplantae; Streptophyta; Magnoliopsida; Asterales; Asteraceae. The record is from RefSeq and is a predicted model, not a curated record. The transcript has a single exon.